Penicillium macrosclerotiorum is the source of this 756-nucleotide messenger RNA. RefSeq names its product HAD family hydrolase. The coding region runs from base 1 to 756 and encodes 251 amino acids. Lineage: Eukaryota; Fungi; Ascomycota; Eurotiomycetes; Eurotiales; Aspergillaceae. The record is from RefSeq and is a predicted model, not a curated record. The transcript has a single exon.
AUGCAGAUCACGGAAAUCUUCUUCGAUUGCGACAACACCCUGGUGUUGUCGGAGGAGCUGGCCUUCGAGGCCUGCGCCGAUCUCGCCAAUGAAAUUCUGGAGAAGCGGGACAUCCCCGAUCGCUACACCGGCGACCAGCUCAUCAAGGACUUUGUGGGCCAAAACUUCCGCGGCAUGAUGAUUUCCCUGCAGGCCAAGUAUAAGUUCGAGAUGGCCCCGGAGGAGCUGGAGGCGUAUGUCAAGAAGGAGGAGGACAAGGUCAUCGCCAAGUUGGAAGCGAAGGCCCAGCCCUGUGUCGGUGCCAGCGAGCAACUCGACAAGCUCUUCGCGGAGAAGAAGUACGGCCUCGCGGUCGUCUCGUCAUCGGCCCUGCGACGCGUCCGAGCUUCGAUCAAGAAGGUUGACCAGGAAAAGUAUUUCGACCACGACAUGGUCUUCAGCGCCGCUACGUCCCUGGAAAAGCCCACUUCCAAACCCGACCCGGCCAUCUACCUGCACGCCCUGGAGAAGUGCGGCAAGACUGCCGCGGAGACCGUGACCAUCGAGGACAGCAAGUCGGGGGCGUUGUCGGCCAUCCGCGCCGGUAUCCCCGUGAUUGGCUAUGUCGGAAGCUACAGCCCGGAUAUGCAGGAAGAGAUGAGCAACCGUCUGCUAGAUCUGGGGGUGAAGAUCAUCAUGAAGCAUUGGUCUGAGUUCGAAAAGUGCUUGAGCUUUAUCGAGAACAGCCCCGCAGAACUGCCGCAGUCCAGUCUGUGA